AUGCUUGAGAGCGCGCCCUUAUACACCAAAGAAAGAGAAAAAUCUGACAUGGCAGACUUAGAGGUGCUGGGAAGCCUUUCAUUUGAUCUAAGCAUUAAUAAGGACGAAAAAAUAAAAGAGGCAUUUGUUUCGCUCGUGUCAAAGUUAGGCACCAAGGAGUUCAUGCUGGAGUACUCGGCUUUGUACAGCAAGAUACUAGCCAUUCACGAGAGAAGGCGCAACUGCAUGUGCUCUGAGCCCGUAGAGUCGCUGUUUUCUUUAGAAAUAGAAGAACCUGAGCACAGCACAAACCCACUCGAAACAUGUAUACUUAAUGAAAUAUCCAUAAGCACAGAUUAUGUAAAUAAGCCAGCGUUGUAG
Messenger RNA from Nematocida major, 360 nucleotides. RefSeq lists its product as uncharacterized. Bases 1 to 360 code for a protein of 119 amino acids. The transcript has a single exon. Lineage: Eukaryota; Fungi; Microsporidia. The record is from RefSeq and is a predicted model, not a curated record.